Messenger RNA from Juglans microcarpa x Juglans regia, 2790 nucleotides. RefSeq names its product glutamate receptor 2.7-like. Gene Ontology annotation, molecular function: ligand-gated monoatomic ion channel activity; signaling receptor activity. The transcript has 5 exons. Lineage: Eukaryota; Viridiplantae; Streptophyta; Magnoliopsida; Fagales; Juglandaceae. Gene Ontology annotation, cellular component: plasma membrane. The record is from RefSeq and is a predicted model, not a curated record. The coding region runs from base 70 to 2790 and encodes 906 amino acids.
CAUGCAUUCUACUAUCCUAGAAUCCCCACUUAACAACAGCCACAAUUCCCAAAAUACAAUAUCGCCAAAAUGCCAUAUCCUGCAUGGUUGCUCUUCCCUGUAGUACUGUUCUUUCUCCUUAUCGUCUCCAAUGGAGCUGAAACCAAAACCAAAGUUACGGGUAUCGGUAUGAUCAUUGAUCCUAAUACCCGUAUUGGGAAGGAAGAGAAAGUCGCCAUGGAAAUUGCAGCUCAAAACUACAACAGCCAUUCAAAGACUCACGAAGUCUCUCUUUCCCAGCUUAGUGUCACUUCUGCCGCCGCCGAAGAGAUUGUUAGAGAGAUCAAAAAGUUUGAAGUGAUUAUUGGCAUACACACAUGGCAGGAAGCAGCUCGUGUUGCAAUUGUUGGAGGGCAAGCUCAUGUUCCGCUCAUUUCGUUUGCAGCACCAGCCAUGAACCCACCUCUAAUGCAGCUUCGUUGGCCUUUCUUGAUACAGAUGGCUAAAAAUGGUUCUCAACAGAUAAAAUGCAUUGCAGAUAUUGUUCAUGCAUACAAUUGGAAAAGGAUCAUUGCGAUUUAUGAAGAUGAUGCCUAUGGCAGUGACUCCGGCAUGUUUGCACUUCUAUCUGAGGCUCUUCAAAAUGUUGGUUCGGAGAUUGAGUACCGUUUGGUUCUCCCACCAGUAUCUUCUGUGUCUGAUCCGACAAGGGUUGUCCAAGAAGAGCUGAUUAAGCUAAUGAAAACCCAAUCUCGUGUCUUUGUGGUCCUUCAUUCAUCACUAGAUAUGGCAACUUAUUUGUUCAGAGAAGCUAAGGAGAUGGGACUUGUUGUGGGUGAAUCAGCUUGGAUAAUUUCAGACAGCAUUACAAGCUUGCUGGACUCUGUCAAUAACUCCGUUAUUCCAUCUAUGGAAGGUGCAUUAGGAAUUAAGGCUUACUAUCCCGAGAUGGGCAAUUCUGAGUAUCAAGACUUCAAAGGCCAAUUCCGGAAAAAAUUCAGAGCUGAAUAUCUAGAUGAAGAUAACUUCGACCCUGGAAUUUACGCUUUGCGAGCAUAUGAUAGCAUUAAAAUGGUUACACAAGCGAUAGAGAGAAUGACUAGCAAUUCUAGCAGUCCAAAAUUUUUUUUAGACUAUAUGUUAUCAAGUAAAUUCUCUGGUUUAAGUGGCAAAAUACAUUUCGAAGAAGGCCAGCUCUCAGACACUCCUAUUCUGAGAAUUGUAAACGUGGUUGGAAAGAGAUACAAAGAAAUAGAUUUCUGGAGACCAGAGUUUGGUUUCUCCAUGAGCCCGUUUCUCAAUGAUACUGCAAAUUCUAAUUUGUCCGGUCCAGUAAUUUGGCCAGGGAACUUAAAGCGGACUCCAAAAGGUUGGGACAUGCCUACUGAUGCCAAGCCCCUUAAAAUUGGGGUUCCAGGUAGAACAACGUUUGAGAAGUUUGUGAAGGUUGACUAUGGGGAGAAACCGAAUGACAGAAAAUAUGCAGAUGGUUUCUGCAUUCAAAUAUUCUGGAAGGUGCUUGAGCUUCUAGGGUAUAAGCUGCCAUACGAAUUUGAGGCAUUCAAUGGCACCUACACUGAGCUGGUUCAAUGUGUCUCUAAUAAGACUUACGAUGCUAUCAUUGGUGAUGUGACCAUACUUGCUGAUCGGUUUCAAUCUGUAGAUUUUACUCUUCCAUAUGCUGAGUCAGGUUUGGCUAUGAUAGUUCCAGAAAAAACUGAUAGCUCACCAUUGAUGUUUGCUAAGCCUUUCACCUGGGAAAUGUGGGUGGUCACCGGUGCCAUCUUGAUGUACACUAUGCUCAUAGUUUGGAUCCUGGAGCGUCAAUACAAUCCAGAAUUUAAUGGCUCUUGGAAGGAUCAGAUUAGCACAGCACUUUGGUUUACCUUCUCUUCUAUUUUCUUUGCUCAUAGGGAAAGUAUCCACAACAAUUACACACGCUUGGUUGUUGCAGUCUGGCUCUUUAUCGUGUUGAUCCUGACCUCGAGCUACACUGCUAGUCUGUCUUCAAUGCUCACUGUGAAACAACUGCGACGAAACGUUACGGACAUUGAGUGGUUGAUAAAGAACAACAUGAAAGUUGGUUGCGAUGGCGAUUCUUUUGUAAGGAAAUACAUGGAGAAGGUGCUUCAUUUCAAACCAGAGAAUAUCGUGACCGUUAACAGUGAAUACAGCUACCCAGGCCAAUUCGAAAGCAACAAUAUAUCUGCUGCCUUUCUUGAACUCCCGUAUGAGAAAGUUUUCCUCAAACACUUCUGCAAAGGAUACACAGCCACCAUACGUAACACCAGAUUUGGAGGAUUGGGCUUUGUCUUCCAGAAAGGCUCGCCAAUUGCCAGGGAUUUUUCUGAAGCUAUUCUAAAACUGUCGGAGAAUGGAGUUUUAAGGUUACUGGAAGAUGAAUGGUUAAUUCCCUCAGAUGAGUGUUCAACCAACACAACUUCCAGCAGACCUGAAAGCCUGAACCUCCAGAACUUUUGGGUUCUCUAUGUAACAUCUUUUGCCACCUCUACCAUUUGUCUUCUACUAUCCCUAAUUCGCACACCAGAAAGUCGUCAGCAACCUCAAGAUGCUUUCGAAGGAAAUGCAACUCCAGGCCGCAACGAAAGCGUUUGGAAGAAAGUUGUUAGUCUCAUAAGAAAGUUUUAUGCAGAUAGAAAUCCUGGAAGUCCCUCUGGCAUAUUAGUUACAAAAGAAGGCACAUCGGAUGUAAAUGAAGGUUCUUCGAGGGAGGAAGUCCCCAUCAGCACUUCAAAACUUGAGGAUCGUCAUUCGUCGCCUGCCACCACACAAGCUGAAAUGCUGUAUUAA